AUGGUUUAUCACUCUCCCUCUCUCCCUCCCUUCUUCCCACACCAGGUGGCCAACCUCCUGCGCCUCUUCCAGAUCCCCCAGAUCAGCUACGCCUCCACCAGCGCCAAGCUCAGUGACAAGUCUCGCUAUGACUACUUCGCCCGCACCGUGCCACCAGACUUCUACCAGGCCAAGGCCAUCGCCGAGAUCCUGCGUUACUUCAACUGGACCUAUGUGUCCACCGUGGCGUCCGAGGGCGAUUACGGCGAGACGGGCAUCGAUGCCUUCCAGCAGGAGGCCCGCGCCCGCCAGAUCUGCAUCGCCACCUCGGCCAAGGUCAGCCAGUUGUUGUUGUUUGUUUGUUUGUUGUUGUUGCCACUUUCACAGUGAAAAUAAUUAAUCAUUACAAAGGUUUCAUACUGUGGUGACAUUAACCCAACACCUACGGACCUUGUCAAGGGGUUCAGAAAUCUUGGCGUGAUGGUUAAGGUGUUGGCUUAAGAGUCGCUGGACCCGGGUUAGAAUCCCAAUUGGGGCUACCCACCAAUUUCGCUACAAUACUAUUGCAUGGUGUUAAAUUACAUUUGAUCAUGGGUUGUCGACAAUGGGGUUUCUAAAGGCAAUUUUACCGCGUUAGCAGAGAUCGCAUUCACAGUAGACGCUGCAGAUGUCGGCUCAAUCGGAAAUUGGCUUUAAAAGCUGAUUUAACGACAACCCACAAUCAGAUUUAAUCCUGGCCUCGGUUGAUUCCAUUUAAAAUAGUGCUGUAUGUUUUGCUGCCUUGAUGUUAUAGACUGUCUUAUUCUAGCACAUGAUGUUUCAAAGCUGGUGCAUAAUUAACAGGUGAGCCGCUCGAUGAACCGGUACAGCUACGACCAGGUGAUCCGUUCGCUGCAGCAGAAGUCCAAUGCCAAGGUGGUCAUUCUGUUCACACGCAGUGAGGAUGCCAGGGAGCUGCUGGUGGCCGCCGCCCGCAUGAAUGUCACCUUCAUCUGGGUGGCCAGUGAUGGCUGGGGGGCGCAGGUAGGACCUUGGCUUCCAUUCAAAAAGAGUUGAUUCCCGAAUCCCUAACAGUGUGAGAAUCAGAAUCGACUCCUUCACAAUUAAGGAAUAAAUUCCUGUAUAAGAAUGUUUUCGAUAAAAUGUAAUGUUUUGCGAUUUUUAUAAAUGGUGUAUUUUCAUUCCAAUUACUCCGAAAAUGUGAAUGAUUUGCAGGAAAGUGUCGUGAGGGGAAGUGAGACGGCAGCCGAGGGGGCCUUCACCAUCGAGCUGGCCUCCUACCCUAUCCGGGAGUUUGCCGACUACUUCACCAAGCUGAACCCCUACACUAACACACGGAAUCCCUGGUUCAGAGAAUUCUGGGAGCACCGCUUCGACUGUAGUCUCACAGAGCCUGGUUGUAGCGAAAACAGUCUGCGGGACGGCAAGUUUGAGCAGGAGUCCAAGAUCAUGUUUGUAGUGAACGCAGUGUAUGCCAUGGCUCAUGCCCUGCAUAAUAUGAGGCAGGCGGUUUGCCCACCCAAUGCCACCAAGAUCUGUGAUGCCAUGAAGCCAGGCACCGGGAAGAGGUUCUAUAGGGACUUCAUCCUCAAGGCCAAGUUCGAUGGUGAGUGAAGCAGUCUUAACAAUAGAAAUAGAACUCCCAGAAGGGGCAAUCCCCAUUCAAGUAAAUUUUCCAUGAUGGGUGUACCGGCGGCCAUAUUUAGUGCAUCCAAUUCUGCAGGUAAUAUAAUUACAUUUAUGGUAAUUACAUUUGCAUGGCCUUAACAGCCAUAUAAGGUCAGGUGACUUGAUUACUGGCUAUAUCACAAUGUUAGCCUAUAUGCACCCUUCAUUCACUACACAGGUUUAGAUAUACUACAGAAUUAAACUGUAUAUGUACACUACUUGACCAAAAGUAUGUGGACACCUGCUCAUCAAACAUCUCAUUCAAAAAUCAUGGGCAUUAAUAUGGAGUUGGUCCCCCCUUUGCUGCUAUAACAGCCUCCACUCUUCUGGAAGGUGUUGUACUAGAUGUUGGAACAUUGCUGCAGGGACUUGCUUCCAUUCAGCCACAAGAUCAUUAGUGAGGUCGGGCACUGACGUUGGGCGAUUAGGCCUGGCUCGCAAUCGGCGUUCCAAUUCAUCCCAAAGGUGUUCGAUGGGGUUGAGGUCAGGGCUCUGUGCAGGGCAGUCAAGUUCUUCCACACCAAUCUCGACAAACCAUUUCUGUAGGGACCUUGCUUUGUGCACGGGGGCAUUGUCAUGCUGAAACAGGAAACGGCCUUCCCUGUUGCCACAAAGUUGGAAGCACAGAAUCGUCUAGAAUAUCGUCUAGUAUGCUGUAGCGUUAAGAUUUCCCUUCACUGGAACUAAGGGACCUAGCCCGAACCAUGAAAAACAGCCCCAGACCAUUAUUACUCCUCCACCAAACCUUACAGUUGGCACUAUGCAUUCGGGCAGGUAGUGUUCUCCUGGCAUCCGCCAAACCCAGAUUCGUCUGUCGGACUGCCAGAUGGUGAAGCGUGAUUCAUCACUCCAGAGAAACAGGUUCCACUGCUCCAGAGUCCAAUGGUGGCGAGCUUUACACCACUCCAGCCAACGCUUGGCAUUGUAAAUGGUGAUCUUAGGCUUGUGUGCGACUGCUCGGCCAUGGAAACCCAUUUCAUGAAGCUCCCGACGAACAGUUCCUGUGCUGACGUUGCUUCCAAAGGCAGUGUGGAACUCGGUAGUGAGUGUUGCAACCGAGGACAGACGAUUUUUACGCACUACGCACUUCUGCAAUCACCGGUCCCGUUCUGUGAGCUUGUGUGGCCUACCACUUUGCGGCUGAGCCGUUGUUGCUCCUAGACAUUUCCACUUCACAAUAACAGCACUUGCAGUUGAACGGGGCAGCUCUUGCAGAGCAGAUUUUUGACAAACUGACUUGUUGGAAAGGUGCCAUCCUAUGACGGUGCCACGUUGAAAGUUAAUAAGCUCUUCAGUAAGGCCAUUCUACUGCCAAUGUUUGUCUAUGGAGAUUGCAUGGCUGCGUGCUCGAUUUUAUACACCUGUCAGCAACGGGUGUGGCUGAAAUAGCCAAAUCCAGUAAUUUGAAGGGGUAUCCACAUACUUUUGUAUAUAUAGUGUACCAUUCAUGUCAUCAGAAAUAAUCAAUUAAAUAUAUUCUUACAUUCUUAUUUUCAAUGUAAUAACACAUAAUGUAAGAACAGACCGGAAGCAGCUCAGAAUCACAUAGUAAUCCUGUUAUUACCCUGAGCUAAUUGAGUAUUACGUUUUUUUAAAUAUAUAUAUAAUCAAUAUUGGUACAUUGGGGUAAUUUGAAACAAAUGCAAAUCUGAAUUGACUGUGAGAUUGGUUUCUCAGUUUAUGUUGUGUCCUUGUAGAAUUGAAAAGGGUUUGGUGAUGAUUUGAUUUGCAGUGGGACCAGUAACAAAUUGGGACUGAGUAAGAUGCUUAGAGUAAGCAAGCAGUGUGCACUAUUUUGAGAAGAUGCCUCAUGAAUAGUUGCAUUAAAGAAAUGAAUUAAAAAACAAACGGAGAAGAUGAAGGAAACAUUGACAUAACAUCUCAUUUGUGAUUUUUUGUGAGAAAUUACUAGAGACUCAUAUUAAAAGUCAAUAUCUAACUAAAAGGGAGGGUUUCUCUUUCUUCUGAAAUGUCAUCAUUCUGUUUCCCCUAAUCUGAAACCCUGAAGAAGGCAUCACACCGAAAUUUGUUUGUUUUAAUUAUAUAGACGCAUUUCUGAAAUCUACUUCCAUUGUCUUCCAAGACAAGAGUGGUUGAAUAUUCCCCUCUUCUGCUUCCCCUCAGCUCCAUUCAGACCUGCCGACACGGAGAACAUGGUGCGUUUCGACGCCUACGGAGACAGUCUGGGCCGCUACAACAUCUUCCACUACCACAAACAGGAUGAUAAAUACGUGUAUAGGAAGGUAUGUAGCUCUCCAUCCAGGAGUGCUGCACUGCGGCUGAACCUGUGCCUCUCAACAUGUGUGUGUGUGUGUUUGGGUUGGGAAAAAGGCAGAAGAAUAAAGUAUCUCUCCUCUCCUCUUCAGGUGGGCUACUGGGCCCAGGGUCUGAUCCUGAACACCAGCCAAGUGCCAUGGAGGGGUCCAGCCGGAGCACCCCCCACCUCCCAGUGCAGUGACCCUUGCAGGAAGAACGAGGUGAAGAGCAUGCAGCCUGGAGACGUGUGCUGCUGGAUCUGCAUCCCCUGCCAGGUAAUACAUCCACAAGCAAGGAGAGAUGAGUGUGAGAGAUUACUUUCUUUUUUCAUUGUAUAGUUUAUCUUUCGAUAGUCAGCAGCUCACUUUGAGGGUGUGUUCCGCCCGGCGCCAUUCAUUUCUGCCGGUUGAAUAUACACUACCUUUUUUUGGGGGUGGGGGGGGGGGGGGGGGGGGGGUAGGAUAAAGAUUAGGGCUAGGGUAAGUGGAUAGUAAGUUGAAAGAUUGUAGAUAUUCAGUAGAUGUUUAACUAUCUAUUUCCCCUACCAGCCCUACCAGUACCUGCUAGAUGAGUUCACCUGUGCAGACUGCAGCUUCGGACAGUGGCCCCAGGCCAACCUGACAGGCUGCUUCGACCUCCCAGAGGAGUACAUCCGCUGGGAGGUACUGUCACUGUUUUCCCUCAUUUUUCUCCUCUUUUCCCCCUCAUUUUGUAUAUUUUUCUGUGUUUUGAGACAUUAACGUGUGAAAUAACACUUUAAAUAAACCUUUCUUUGAUUUAGGAUGCCUGGGCCAUUGGGCCCGUCACGAUCUCCUGCCUGGGCAUGUUGUGUACCCUCUCCGUGGUGGGCCUGUUCUUCAAGCACAAUGACACCCCCGUGGUCAAAGCCAGCGGCCGUGAGCUUUCCUAUAUCCUCCUACUCGGGGUCCUAAUGUGCUACAGCAUGACCUUCAUCUACAUCGCCAAGCCCUCGAUGGCCGUGUGUACCCUACGUCGACUAGGCCUGGGAACCUCCUUCGCUGUGUGCUACUCAGCACUGCUCACUAAGACCAACCGCAUCGCAAGGAUCUUCAGCGGGGUGAAGGACGGGGCCACAAGGCCACGGUUCAUCAGCCCAGCCUCCCAGGUGGCCAUCUGCGGCGGACUGAUCUCCUGUCAGCUACUGGUGGCUGUGGUCUGGCUCCUGGUGGAGAUGCCUGGCGUCAGGAAGGAGGUGAGUGUAACAGAGUUGGAUUCCUUACAUCACUCAAAUGUUUCCACUCAAGCUACCGACUCAUUAGCUUUUCUAUAGAGUAAUUGGCUGAGACGUUGACAAGUGUGGGGUCAUGUGUGUUUGCAAGGCAGAUGAUCCCUGUUUCCAGCCCAGUGAGGGUCAGGGAAGAAAGCUAUACUGUUAAGCAAUCACAGUGACAUUAUUGCCCGUCACAUGAGCAUAGAAAUAUAUAAUAAUAUUCUAUAUUAAUAUACUGUAUACACUACUCUAUAGCUAAUACGGUUCUGUUCUAUUUAAUUCUAUGAGGUGAGCCCCGAGAGGAGGGAUAUAGUCACCCUGAAGUGCAACAGCAAGGACUCCAGCAUGCUGGCCGCUCUUGCCUACAACUGCGUCCUUAUCGUCCUCUGCACAGUCUACGCCUUCAAGACCAGGAAGUGUCCUGAGAACUUCAACGAGGCCAAGUUCAUUGGGUUCACCAUGUACACCACCUGUAUCAUCUGGCUGGCCUUCCAGCCCAUCUUCUAC
This is a messenger RNA of Coregonus sp. 'balchen', 5641 nucleotides long. NCBI's taxonomy places the organism in Eukaryota, Metazoa, Chordata, Actinopteri, Salmoniformes, Salmonidae. The record is from the annotation of a GenBank genome assembly.